UGUAAAUAGAAUAAUCAGACUGCAAUCGUUCACUCACUCCGAGACAAAAGACACAGAAAUGGCAAAGCCUUUCUCUAAAACUACACUUCCUGCUUCUCAGGAACCGCAAACGUUCUCUUCUUCUUCUGCUGCUGUUGCUCCGGCUACCUCGACAAAAUCCGGGGAUAGAUCUCCGCCGUACGCCACUGAAGUUCUCCAUUUCUUUAAAAAUGUUGGAAUUUCCGAUCCCAACGUGGAAAAUUACAGCUCAAAAGACUUCUACUCCAAUCUCUUGUGUAACCAUCUCAAGACCGACUCUGUCCGACGUGGCCACGUUACCUGCUUCGCCACCGUCAAACCCCCUAUCGCCAAUUAUUUUGGUGGGUUACAUGGAGGGGCAGUUGCAGCAAUAGCUGAAAGAGUUGCAAUUGCCACAGCGAGGACAGUGGUGGGUGAGGAUAAGGAGAUUUUCCUCGGUGAAUUGGGCAUGUCUUAUCUCUCUGCUGCUCCCAAAAAUGCAGAACUGAUUGUUGAGGGAUCUGUAGUGAGAAGUGGAAGGAACAUAACCGUAGUUGCAAUUGAAUUCAAAAUGAAGAAAACUGGGAAACUGGUCUACACUAGCCGUGCUACCUUCUAUAAUUCUCCCAUUUCCAAGUUAUGAGGUUUCCAAUACUUGUGGGCGGUGGCUCUGAUAAUACUUAUGUCUCGAGCCUAUAUAAUAAAUUCCUUAAUAAUUCUGGUUUUGUGUGUGUGUGUGUGUGUGUGUGUGUGUUGGUAUUGUGAAAUGAAUAUUCCUAUGCGAUUAUUAUAUAUCAAUUAUCAAGAGAAAAUGGUUUUACUUCCCAAUUCUGUUACCCCCUUUUUUCUUGAUAAAAUGAUAUAGUAGACUAGUAGGAAAAUAGAUCCUAGGGUUCUAGGAGAUCACUCCUGUGCUUAUUUCACGUUAUUCAUCAAUUGUUGUCCAUCAGCUCUGACCAUGGUUGAAGAAACUGCAUCAAAGCCUCACUUCAGUAGCAUUAUACAAGUCUGAGCCAAAAUAUUUAAAACGUGAACCCAGAGAAAUAUUUAAAACAGGAACAUGAGAGUUUAGUUUAAUUGAUUUAUGUAACCACUUAUAAUAAGUGAUAUCUAGAAUUCAAAUCAUAGCAUUUGCGGUUGCUCCUUUCUUUUAUUCUAAAGUUACAAUGUCUUUUGUAAAUAAAUAAACAAAGUGCACAUUUUAUUUACUAGUCCUACAUUCUCAGAGGUUUGAGCUUUUGGUCUAUACCUUUUUAAUUAGUGAUUUUGUUCACUGGUCAAGACAAGAUUAGUGGCUGUUUACACUAAUUGUCAUCUGCGUUAGUUAAAAACCAUCAAAUACAAAAAAUUGCAUGGUCAUGGUGCUGCUGAAGCUUGUUCCCACAUCCGCACGACGUUUCUAAUCCCCACUUUCUGGCGAAUAGGUAAUCUUUCUUUCGACUGAGCCUUGUACAACAAUAUGCGUCUAGAAGCCUGCUAGCACAUCGGCAGAACAGGUCUCCAUGAAUUGUGAGCGACGAAAGGAGUGAAAGUGGGAUUGGAUGACAUUCCUUCAAUGACGUCGUUUCUCUUGCAAGUUGAUGUUGGAGUAUAAUCCUAUCCUAAUAGUAAAAAUUUGUCGUACAAUGGUGAAUGAAAUAAAUUCUAGGAACUAAAGUAGUCCAAGUAAAAU
Molecule: messenger RNA, 1669 nt
Organism: Durio zibethinus
Lineage: Eukaryota; Viridiplantae; Streptophyta; Magnoliopsida; Malvales; Malvaceae
Source: RefSeq, a predicted model, not a curated record